Messenger RNA from Candoia aspera, 1725 nucleotides. It is a transcript of the gene SEL1L2, whose product is annotated as SEL1L2 adaptor subunit of SYVN1 ubiquitin ligase. The transcript is spliced from 18 exons. Bases 1 to 1725 code for a protein of 574 amino acids. The record is from RefSeq and is a predicted model, not a curated record. Gene Ontology annotation, molecular function: protein binding. Gene Ontology annotation, cellular component: endoplasmic reticulum membrane. NCBI's taxonomy places the organism in Eukaryota, Metazoa, Chordata, Lepidosauria, Squamata, Candoiidae. Gene Ontology annotation, biological process: ERAD pathway.
AUGUAUCUCAAUACUGACGAUUCCAUCAUGCCAUCCACCAUUGGCAGAAACCACCAACUCCUUGCUGAGGCAGCAGAAAAAGGAAGCCAAAAAGCUAUGGAGAAGCUGGCAGCUGACAUGCUCUUUGGAUAUAAUGGUCCUCAAAAUGUAAAAGCAGCUGUAUCACUAUAUAAGAUUUUAGCCGAAGAGGGGUCCCAUAAAGGCCAGACUGCAUUAGGAUUUUUGUCAUCAUAUGGAAUAGGAGUGGAAUAUAAUCAGGCAAAGGCACUUGUAUAUUACACAUUUGCUAGUAUCGGAGGAAAUCUUAUAUCUCAGAUGAUCAUGGGUUAUCGUUACUGGCUAGGAAUCAAUGUUCCAAAGAAUUGUGAAGCAGCACUAAUUAAUUAUAAGAAAGUUGCAAAUUUCAUAGCUAACAAAUUAGAAAAAAAUGAAUAUAUGCCAGUUGAAAAAGCGAGGCUGAUGGAAAGACCAGAAAAUCUGAGUUCUAAUGCAGAAUUCUUGGACUGGGAUUUACAUCAAUACUAUAAGUUUUUGGCUGAAAGAGGAGACACGCAUAUACAGGUGUAUCUUGGGCGGCUGCAUCUUGUGGGAAGAAGAGGACUAGAAAGAGAUCAUGCAAAAGCUUUCUACUACUUCCUAAAAGCAGCAAAUGCAGGGAAUGCAAAUGGGAUGGCAUUCCUUGGAAAGAUGUAUUUAGAAGGAAGUACUGUUGUGACUCAGAGUAAUAUAACAGCUUUGAAGUUCUUCAGAAUGGCGGCAGAUAAGGGUAAUUCUGUUGGAUUCUGGGGGCUUGGUCUCCUGUAUUUAAAUGGUAGAGGUGUCCCACUGAAUUACACUGAAGCUUUAAAAUGUUUUCAAAAAGCAGCUGAGAAAGGACUUGCCGAUGCCCAAUUUCAGCUAGGAGUCAUGUAUCAUAGUGGUUCAGGAGUGAGGAGAGAUUUUAAACUUGCCUUCCGAUAUUUUUAUUUGGCAUCUCAAAAUGGCCAACCCCUUGCAGUAUACUAUUUGGCUCAGAUGUAUGCUGAAGGAACUGGAGUGUUCAGAUCAUGUCAAAAUGCAGUUGAACUUUACAGAACCGUAUGCGAGUUAGGAGGAUGGUCAGAAAAGUUCCUGACAGCAUACUUUGCUUACCAGUCUGGUAAUAUAGAUUCAUCUUUUGUUCAAUAUGCCUACCUAGCUGAAAUGGGCUAUGAAGUAGCUCAGAGUAAUUCAGCUUACAUCAUGGAAUCUGAAAAGGUUAAACUUCUACAGAGAAGUCACAUAUACCCAUUGGCUCUUCUAUUAUGGAAGCGAGCUGCAAGUCAAGGCAAUGCGUUUGCCAGAGUUAAAACUGGAGAUUAUUACUUCUAUGGCUUUGGAACAACAAAAGAUUAUGUAACAGCAGCAGUUCAUUAUAACCUUGCUGCAGAUCAACAGAGUGCGGAAGCCAUGUUCAGUCUGGCAUACAUGUAUGAACAUGGUUUAGGCAUUCCUCAGGAUAUACAUUUAGCCAGAAGAUGGUAUGACUUGGCAGCUGAAACCGACCCAGAUGCUGUCAUGCCAGUGUUCCUAGCAUAUGUAAGACUCGAGGCUAUGCAUGUGCUUACAUAUCUGCCACUUCUCAAACUUACUGCAGUCGGGAAACUGAUAGCAUUCGAUGGUUUGCUAAGACUACACUGGGAUCUGUUUAUGAUUAUAUUUCUGUUUAUGUUACUGAUAUUGUUAAUAAUCAGUCAGCAAAACUGA